Molecule: messenger RNA, 1213 nt
Organism: Acaulospora morrowiae
Lineage: Eukaryota; Fungi; Glomeromycota; Glomeromycetes; Diversisporales; Acaulosporaceae
Source: the annotation of a GenBank genome assembly
ACCUUGUCAUGACAGACACGAUAAACAAAGAAUUAAUUGACAAAGCAAUCAGCCGCGCCAUGCGCGAGACGUUCGUCGGCAGCAUCAAAACCUAUAAUCAAGCCUAUGAACCUAUGUGUGAAUUGAUUGAUAACGAUAACACACUAACUCAAGCCGAAAAAGAUGAAGCCAAAAUAAUGCCAUGCGUCAUAGAUUUCCUGCAGGACGAGGCAACUAGAUGGACUUCAGGAAAUGAACAAAUCGAUCGCUCCAUUCUUGAAGCACAAAUUAGAACUCCAUUGCCUGGACGCAUCCCAGAGUGGAUUCCGUAUGUUUAUUUUAGUAACAUUCGUGAAAAAGGAGCUGGUGGAUUUUCGACCAUUUACACUGCACAUUUGAUGAGGGGGAUAUAUAAAAAAUGGAAUAAGAAGACAAGAAAGUUGGAGAGAAGUGAAAAUAAGGAGGAGGUCAUUUUAAAAAAAUUUACUGGUGGUAUUGAAUUGAAUUUGGACGAGCUUAAAAAUCAUCUCCAUUUUACGAGCAUUUCCCCUAAGUUGGUGUGGGGAUUAGGGAUCACAUACGAUCCAACUGAUGAUAGUUACAUGUUAGUAUUAUCGAAGAUGAAAUGCAACCUACAGGAAUAUAUUGAAGAACAUUCAACUAUUAGCUGGAAGUAUAUAAACAAAAUCCUUUGGGCUUUGAUCUCCGGAAUUUACCAACUUCAUUUUAAUGUUAAUUUAGUGCAUUGUGAUUUACAUCCUAAAAAUAUUCUUAUGUCAUAUUCAUCUGCAUGGUACAUUUCUGAUCUUGGAAUCAGUGGAUCUCUGGAUAAGACAAAUAAAGUCAACAGAGUUUAUGCGCACACGGGACAAGAUCAUUUUAUCACUCGAAGCACUAUUGAGAAAACCAAUGAAUUCCAAAAUAGCUCCUUGUAUUAUACUAGCGAUUUUAUUCUAUGUCAUACUGAAGGACUGUCUGAUAUGGAGCUCCCCCGGUUUUCUGAUGAUCAAUUAGCCUAUUUUCUCAAAGAUCCCAUUUCCAGUGAACAGAAAGAAGACCAAUUAGUCAUAAAUCAGAUUUCCAGUGAACAGAAAGAAGUACAAGACUCUGGAAAUACUCAUGGGGACACCAAACCUAACGAGGAAAGUAAAGUAACCCCAAAACAGAAACUUUUAACCCGGUUAUUUCGAGGUAUUGCCCGGUUGUUCCAAAAAGUUAUUAGAAUAAAGAAGAC